Molecule: messenger RNA, 1776 nt
Organism: Brenthis ino (lesser marbled fritillary)
Lineage: Eukaryota; Metazoa; Arthropoda; Insecta; Lepidoptera; Nymphalidae
Source: the annotation of a GenBank genome assembly
AUGGCGUCGGAAUACGCACGAGUCAUUCAAGGUUUGCCACAACUCACGGAAAAAACGAAUUAUGGAAAUUGGAAGUUCAGAGUAGAAUUACUGUUGGAGGAAAAGGGAGUAUUGUAUGUUUUGAAGGGUAUAAAAAGUGAAAACUUUAAAAGGGAUGAUGCCAAGGCGCGGUCUAUUAUCGUGCAAUGCGUUGAAGAGAAGUACAUACAAAUAAUAAGAAAAGCAGAAUGUGCUAUCUCAAUGAUACAAUGUUUAGAUCAAUUCUUCGAAAGAAAAACCGUUUUCAGUAAACUAAAUUUAAGGAAAAAGUUAAUGCAACUUAAAUUUAAUUCAGGAAAAUUGCAGGAUCACUUCUUGGCAUUUGACAACAUAGUAAGUCAAAUAGAAAACAUGGAUGAAAGUGAGAAAAUCUGUCAUUUAUUGCUUGGCAUGCCACAAGACUAUGAAAAUGUAAUAACAGCGUUGGAAACAAUGAGUUGUGACAAAGAAUUAACCAUAGAAUUUAUAAAAACUCGUCUGCUGGACGCUGAAAUUAAAAUGAAAGAAAAAAUUGAAGAAACCAAGAAAGAAAUAAAAGAGAGUAAUGAUACAGAUAAUGCUGUUGAUUUUAGUGCACAAACCUGUUACAAGUGUGGCCGCAAAGGGCACAAAAAAUUUCAGUGCUUUUCUGGAGGAGGAAAGUAUAAUGGACGGCAAGAUAAUGGUAGAGGAAAUAAUUAUAGAGGUAGAGGAAAUAAUUAUAGAGGCAGAGGAAAUAAUUACAGAGGUAAAGCAAAUCAUUAUGGUGAAAGAUAUCAGAAUGCAAAUGUAGGUGAGACACAAGGAUAUGAUGAACAAAGCCUAAACUAUGAUAUGCAUGCGAGUACAUAUGAAUGCAAAGCUAAUUUUAUAGAAGGUGAAGGAACUAUACAGUAUAUCAUUGAUUCAGGAGCAACAGAGAACCUGAUGCAAAAUAAAUUUAUGCAAUAUAUGACAAAAAUUGAAAAUUUAAAGUGUGAAAUUAAAAUUAAAAUAGCAAAUGGCUCUUAUUUAACUGCUACUAAAAAAGGAAGUUUAACGGCUCAUUGUCAAGGAGUUACAUUGAAUGUAGAAGCCUUAAUUGUACCUGGAUUAUGUAAUAAUUUGUUGUCUGUAAAACAAUUGAUGAAUAAAGGCUAUAUGUUAAUAUUCAAGGAUAAUACAUUAAAAAUAAUUAAAGGAGAAAAAACAUUUUAUGGUGAAAUAUCAGGAAAAUUAUGUACAUUAAAAAUGAAUAUAAAUAUUGGAGAAAUUUGCAAUAUAACAAAACAAGAGAAUUUAUGGCAUGAAAGAUUAGGACAUCCAAAUAGAAAAUAUCUAAGCAUUAUGAAGUUACCUUAUAGUAAAGAAGUGUGUAAUGCAUGUAUGAAAGGCAAGAGUACCUGUUUACCAUUUAAAACUGUGACUAAACCAAAAUCUUGUCAAAUUGGUAAACUUAUUCAUACAGAUAUUGCAGGACCAGUACGAACUCUAACUAAAGAAGGACUUUAUAUGGACUUUAAGUGUGUGAAAAAUGUUAGUGAUAUAAAGUGUACUUUGUUAAUGGACAAUAGAGGUGCUAUUGAAUUAACUCAGUCUUAUGAAAACUCUAAGCGAGCUAAACACAUUGAUAUUAAGAUGCAUUUCAUAAAAGAUUUGGUUGAUAAAAAGAUUUUGGAUAUUUCUUAUGUUUCUACGGAGAAUAAUUUGUCAGAUUUGUUUACUAAAAUAAUGUCAUGUGAAAGAAUUACUUUUAUAAGAAAUUCAUUAAAUAUUGUG